ACAUUACUUCAGGUCGGGUCAUCAUCCGGAUCACAUAUACAAAACUAGACUCCAUAAAAAAAAAACCAACACUACUCAUAUAAAGGGAAAUGAGAAAUGUCAUUCAUACAAUGGGUGCUCAAGGAGAUCGUAGGUGCAAUUCAUAUAGAGGGUUGCGGAAGAUGUCUAAUAUACAUUAGUUGCUCAAGACAAUCAUAGGAUUUUAUGUCUUUAUUAAAUUAUGGAGAGAUCAGUCAGACUGGCAUAUAGAUUUUGUGUUAUCUAUAUGUUAUGAUCUGACUUCUAUCUUAAUUAAUUCUAAAACGACAGGGUAGCUAACAUAUUGAAACUGGGAUACAGUAAAUGAUUUAAUGGUCAUCUAAUUAUUUUGUAUUGAUCAUUCAAGGAUUUUUUUUCUUUUUACCCUGAGCUGAAAAUUCCUUUUGAUCCUUUGCUGGAGCCUUUCUGCAUCUAUUGCAUUGUUCAUUGCCAUGUUGAUCAAUAAGUGUUUUACAUUGCAUGCUUCUUAACCUUUUGAACUAAAUUCCAAAACACCUCUAUUGUAUGCUGCUAGCAAUACUGCAUGAUGCCUCAACGUAUUUUUUUGAUGUGCUUGUAAAGCUUUUGCUUUGAGCUUAUUUUACGCUUGCAUAUCGCGUCAUCUGUCCUGUAAGGGUAAUGUGAAUGCUGAUGCUGAUGCUGAUUUUUAUUUUUAUAAUUCAGGCCAAGAUUGGGAACUCUAUCCAUCAGAAAUGCACUAUAGUAAUUUUUUUAGACCAAUUAAAGGAUUCUGAUUUCUCUCCCCUCAUUGAUGUUUUCCUGGCAAUGGACUCUUAUGAGGUUGAUGCGGUCGACGUACUUCAUAAAUCUCCCUGUGCCCUGAACCCGGAAUAUGUCAUCUCAUUGCUGCAUGCAAUCAAUUUGAGGCUACGAGUUGUUGAUCUCCAGGAUAUGUCAUUUACUGAAGACAUAUUGUGGGAACUUUUCCAGGAUGGUUUGAAUUGCCAAGUCUUAAACUUGAGGUCCACUGAGAUUCGGAAACUCAAUUUGGUUGGGAGUUUCAUGCAGUUACGCACCCUUAAUCUGGAUUUUUGUACUGCCCUUACAAGCUUGGAGGAGGAUUGUUUCACUUACAUGCCAAAUCUGAUGCGUCUCUCAAUGUGUGAAACUAGAGUUGCCAAUCUAUGGACAACUAGUGCUGCCUUGUCAAAACUUCUUUCUUUGGUCGAGCUCCGCUUUCAAAAUUGUGUAUGUUGCAAUGAUACUAGGCCAUGUCCUGCAUCAUCCAGUAAGAGGGACAAUCUCCUUCUUGGUGACAGAGCUGUGUCAGGUCAUUUGAGCAGGUACUUCGACACCAAGCAACCAACUAUUGCAGGCAGAGAUGCUACAUAUUCAACUUUGGCUGCAGAUGAUGGUGCAGUUAAUAUUUCAAGCCACUUCCAAAGAAUUGGUUUUUCGGAACUCUCUUCUGAUGCCAUUCAUAUCUCAAGUGGACAGGACAACUCGCAAAUUAAGGUUUCUUUUGGCAUAGAAGAUAAGGAGGAGUUUCCUAGGAGUCUUCUUAAUGGGGACAUGGAAGAUGCCUCAAUUGCUUCAAGGAUAUAUGUUCCACAUCAUCCUUCACCCAUCUGCUUUGAGAAACAUUACAGGGAGUUUAUGAUUGCUUCAUUGCCAUGUCUGAACGUGUUAGAUAAUUUACCUAUACGAAAAGUGGACAAGGAAAUAGCGAAGACUGUCUUCUUAAAGUACUAUGAGCACUUACCAUAUAAAAGACGACACAGAGAAAGUGUUGUCAGUGUUUUGCAAAUGCGCGAAACAGGGGCAAGUAGUAUGCACAACCAAAUAUCUUCCAGGCCAAAGCAGCCAUAUAUUUGCAGGAAAAGUCAGUAUUUCUACUCCAGGUCCUUUUGUGCUGCCAAACUUGGGUCUUCUGCAUGGCCUCUGUUACACCCCAUGUCCAAUAUCAGCCAUACUACCAAAGAAGAGAACAAGAGCUUUCGGCCAAGGCAGUUUGAGUACCACCCAUCUGACUCUAGUUUAAUGGUUUUUGGAACUCUAGAUGGGGAGAUAAUAGUUAUCAACCAUGAGAAAGGGAAUAUCGUUGGUUAUAUUCCAUCACUUGGAAUGGCUAACAGUGUUUUGGGAUUAUGUUGGCUUAAAAAGUAUCCAUCCAAGUUUGUUGCUGGUUCCGACAAUGGUUCGUUGAGGUUGUAUGACAUUAAUGAUAUGAUGCGGACAGUUGCAGAUGGCUACUGCAGUUCCAAUACUGUAACCUUCGAUGACUUUGAGCAGUUGACUUCUGUUCAUGUCAAUUCAACUGAUGACCAGUUUAUUACAAGUGGUUAUUCACGAAAAGUUGCUGUAUAUGAUAUUUGCAGUGGAAGACGCUUACAGUUGUUCACUGAUAUGCAUCAAGAACCCAUUAAUGUUGCUAAAUUUUCCCACCAUUCCCGCUCUCUGUUUGUUACUUCAUCAUUUGACCGCGAUGUGAAGAUGUGGGACUUAAGACAGAAACCAACACGGCCUUGCUAUGCUGCUUCAAGUUCAGGAGGAAACGUGAUGGUUUGCUUCUCUCAUGAUGACCUUUAUCUGCUCGUGUCUGCUGUAGACAAUGAGGUAAAGCAACUUUUGGCUGUAGAUGGGAGCCUCCACACAAAUUUUGAGAUAGCUUCUACUGGAAAUGCCCAUAACUACACUCGUUCAUAUUACAUGAAUGGAAGGGACUAUAUUGUCAGUGGGAGUUGUGCUGAGCCAGUCGUUCGCAUUUCUUGUGCUCAAACUGGAAGGCGACUUAGAGAUAUCCAUUUGGAGGGAAGGGGCUUGGGCAGCUCAAUGUUUGUGCAAUCCCUAAGAAGUGAUCCUUUUAGACAUUUUCACUUGGCUGUCUUGGCGGCCUAUUUGCCGCCAACCUCAAAGUGCGAGAUCAUCAAGGUCAAUUUUCUUUCAUCAAGUCACUGUACCAAAGAAUAUUCUAGAGGCCAACAUAUCUGCCCUUCCUACAGUUUGGGAAGUUGAUAAAUAUGUUUGGAUGGAAAGGAAUGCGAGAAUAUUUGAAGAUAGAAUGGAAGUGUGGGAAGGGCUAUGAAAAAGAGCUUAUUUUUUAGCAUCCUUUUUGGCGUUGGUGACAAAGGAGUUUGAGAAUGUUCUUUUUUUUUGGUUUUCUUUGAGUUGGUCAUCAUCUAGCAUGUAAGAGUGGUUUCUUGUGAUAAUUUUUUUUUUGGUUUUUUGGGACAGUGUUUUGUUGUCCAUUGAAUUGGAUUUCUUGUCCAAUUUUGAUUUAGAUGUAUG
This is a messenger RNA of Ilex paraguariensis (yerba mate), 3267 nucleotides long. The record is from the annotation of a GenBank genome assembly. NCBI's taxonomy places the organism in Eukaryota, Viridiplantae, Streptophyta, Magnoliopsida, Aquifoliales, Aquifoliaceae.